AUGUCAACACCAUCCAAAACUAAGCAAAAUGAACCCCCCGGCUCCAUGUCCUCGAUCUUCUACCCACUAUCCACCACCCCAGCAACCAACCUCACCUCACCUCUCCCACCCGAUCUAGACGUCGACAUCCUCGUCAUCGGGGGGAAAGAUGUCCGGAAUAUUCUGUACACGGCUUAUUCGGAGGUAGGAGCUGGGCCUAGGCCUGGGUCUGCCGCUCAAGGAGAUCAGCAGAGAGAGGAGGAGGCAAGAGAAAGAAGGAGAAAUAAACUGAAGCACAGAAAGAUCGAUAUCACGAUUAGUAACCACGACAAGUACGUGGUGGCUCGGAACGUGCUGAUUUUGAGUUUCAUUUUGGACCUGGAGGGGCUGGAUGGUCUACAGGAGGAUAAUAAGGAGACGGAGAAGAAGGAGGAUAAGGAGGCUACGAGGAAGGAAAAACUCACCAAAAUCUUCGACAUCUACCACACCCGCUUUCUCCCCGACCGCGACACUAGGGAAUUACUAGCUCAGCAAUCGACGAAGCUAUGUGAAAUGUCGCAGACAUUGAAGGAGUGGGAACAAAGCACCUACGGGAAGACAAUACGCUUUCUCAACGCAAAAAGUCUGGAUGCGGUGAGGGGGGUAUGGGGACAAUAUGCCGCCGCAGCAGCAGACUCACUCAAGUCCGAGACAUCGUCAGAGAAAGUGGCAGAGCUUCAGGCUGCAAUGGCCGAGGGCAUGAAGCUACCUCUAUCACCUGAUAGCUCUACUGAGCACCAUGAGUCCUGGACAUUACCUCUAGGCUCGUCAGCAGCAGCAGCGCCAUUGACCAUCUUGCUAAAAGAUCAUAUCCGGACUUAUGUGCAGUGGUCGUGGAAUUAUGAUCAGACAUCGGGGGAAGGGAAUAUGAUGAUUGCUAAUCCUACGUUUGGGGCUGGGUUGUUAUCUGAUUCUGGUUCUGGUUCCGAAUCAGAUUCUGACACUAAUGCCGAAUCCAAGUCCGCAUCCAAGUCUGAAUCAGAAUUGCCAGGCCGUCGCCGACGUCUACUAGCCUACCCCUCUACUGGAGUGUUAGGGUACCAUCUCGCGCUGGCCAAGGCACCACUUACCGAGCUCUCCCCGCUGCGUCUUUCCAAGGAGGAUCACGACGACGACGACGAUAACAGCGACGAUGGUGACGAUGAUGAUGAUGAUGACGACGACGACGACGCCGACGACGAUGCAAUCCCGCCAAUCCAUGAUGUGGCGAGACACCAGUUUACUCAGUGGUCUAUGGCCUUCAGGGAGCUAGCUUCACUCGCCCUCUCAGAUAAGGAGAACGAAAAGAGACUCACAAUUCGGUUUGUGGUAGACUGGCUGGUUCCCCCUCUGUCAAUCACUAGUAACGAAAGAGACGACGAAAAAACAAUUCGACCCGGCGUCGCCGACCCUCCUGGCAUUUUGGGCUUGAUGGUUGCCGCCAAGCGAUUACUCAAAGACCGACCGUCUUCGACGCUGGUUAUGGAUGAUGGAGAGGGGGUAUCGCUUUUUUCUGCCUCUGGAGAUGAUGUCAAUGUCGAGAACAAUGACCCCUUGACCAGCUCGACGACAGCGUCGUUCAUCCUGGGCCUAUCGCCGGUUGAAUAUUGGAGUAAUGCUAGUGUUAGGGCGACGGUGGAUGAGUGUCUUGGGGCUGCUGCGGAGUUCUAUGAUGAGGAUGUUGUUGAUGCCGCUGGCGGCGGCGGUGGCGGUGGACAAAGUGAAAAGGGUGAAAAAGGUGACAAGGAGAAGGCGGCUGCGGCUGCGGCUGCUAGGGUGAAGAAGUUGGAGGAACAGGGGGGACUGCAGAUAGGUAAUCGGGUGUUUAGGAAACAUUCCAGGCGGCUUGCCCCUGACCAGUACCAGAAACACGAUGGGGCCAUGAAGAAGCCGGUUGUUGUCAAGGUCGAUGCAAAGGAGCUGGCGGAGGCCGCAUGGAGGGUUUACCAGGAUCUGGUGAUUUCCAAGGUCGAAGGUCAGCGGGUGGUGCUGCAACAGGGGCAAGAGCUGGUCAAAGUGUCUUGGGGACCAGGGCUGUGGCAGACCCUUUUGGACUUUUUGGGCGUGGUGUGUGGCCGGUUCGAGACGGAUAGGGAGCAGUUCCAGCGGGUUAUUCUUGAAAAGAUCGGAGGUCAUCCCACGCAAGAUGCCUUGUUGAGAAAGGCGUUAAAGGAGGUGUCUGAAUCUGAGAACGCGGAACAUGAAGCGGAUGGCUGCCCGGCGUUUACUGCGAGUUUUGAUGUCGCUUCGGGUACUACACUUAAGACCAUCACCGGCCAUCUGGAUUUUAUCACGGAGGAGGAUAAGCGGCUACUGGCUGAUAGGACCGUCCCGAUCAGUCUAAGGCAGUCUUCCCCGUGGACUAUCGACAUCGUCUUGGGUUCAGGCGCCGGGACACUCGUCAAACCGCUCGUCUUCCCGACCCCCGUUCUCAAAGAAGGCAGCAAGACGCGCAUCGCUCGCACGUCGGGAUACAUCGAAGUGAUCGCGCCGGCGAUCCUCAACCCUCGGUUUCCGACAGCUGCCAGUGUGCUAGACGGAUACAUUUUCCCUACUAUUCUUCAAGCCGUCGACGCCGACUCAUCAUCAUCAUCAGAGCCACCAACACAACUCAUCCCCGUCCCGCUCAACUGCCCCACAGUCAACCUCGACUCCCUUCCCAUCCUCUCUCUCACCGACACCUCCCGCCUCACAUUUCUCAGCACUUUGGCUUCCUCCAUCUUCUCACCCCGCGAACUCCGUAGGCGCCACGCUGCUAUGGAACAAGGCCUCCCUGACACCGAAUGGGGCUCGACAAGACUCACCCUUAAGGAAUCCUUGCACACCAUGAUCAACAUCGCCGCCGGUCUGCAGGUAGGACAAUCCGGUCUUUUCGCCCUGUCCGGGUCCGGCUCAUCGUCCUCAGACGGGAGACACAUCCUCAUCCUCGUCUCGGCCAUCAGGCUCGACUGCAGCGCGCAGUCCGGCGGAGGAAUAGUCAUCGAUGCGGCUGUGUUGCCUCUUACUCGCGAGCUUCUCACCAAACCCAAACCCAAAACUGAUACAGACAAAGACGACAACGAAGAAGAAGAAGACCUCCAAUCCUUCCUCGUCCUUUUACGAGCCCUCGAAUGCGUCGACCUAACCAUCACCGACGCCGAGCUUCGUCUCUGGAAAUCCCUCCUCCCUUCCUUCGCCGAACGGUGCCGCACCACAUGGUCUCACUCCCCUUCCUCCUGCGAGUAUUCCACGUUUGGCAAAAUCCCUCUCAGCCUUACGAAAGGAGAGCCAGUCCUCUGCACCUGCGGCGUCGGCCACUUCCCUCCGCAAUACCUCUCCUUACCGCUCUGGGACUCGGUCGCCUCGCGACACGCCACGCGCGUAGCCAUCUCUAUUCCUUACUGCUCGCCAGCGACGGAAAGGGUGGUGUUUGAUCCCCUCCUGGCAAAAAAGAUUGCGGAAAAGGGAUUGGAGGAUGCGUUGAUCAAGAAGAAGGAGGAGAGGUGUAGGUACUGUGGCAAGGGCGAGGAGGAGUUGGUUAUGGAGAUGAGGGAGCAGGGCGGGGAGACGGCUGGCAAAAAGGGAGUGGAGGUGUUGAGGAAGUGUGGCAGGUGUUUGAAGGUUAGGUAUUGUUGUGGGGAGUGUCAACAGAGGGAUUGGAAGACGCAUAAGACGGAGUGUGUGGAGAGUGAGAGGCAUCGGGAUCGGUAG
This is a messenger RNA of Sordaria macrospora k-hell, 3687 nucleotides long. The record is from RefSeq and is a predicted model, not a curated record. Lineage: Eukaryota; Fungi; Ascomycota; Sordariomycetes; Sordariales; Sordariaceae.